AUGAAUCUAAAAAGCCUUAAGGCGAAGGCAGAGCUGAUCUUGUUUGUGAUUCCGAAGAGCUUGCGUUCGAUAGCAGGCAUGACUGAAGCCGUCGAGCUGGUAUCAGGCAGCCGAGCUUUGCUGCUUGUGAUUGAGCCUAUGGAGGGAGGAUACGUAGCUGAGGAUGGAGUUUUCAUCACUGGUCGCAAUUCCAAGAUUUUCCAUGAGCCCGAGCCUAUCUUCGUGGGAUGGCUGUACGAAACCACGUCGACGAUUUUACGUCAGUCACGAAAGCUGUCGAGGUUAUCGUAG
Molecule: messenger RNA, 291 nt
Organism: Peronospora matthiolae
Lineage: Eukaryota; Oomycota; Peronosporomycetes; Peronosporales; Peronosporaceae
Source: the annotation of a GenBank genome assembly